CUCUUCUCCACCAAAGCUCGCUUUUCCUUCCUCGCUUUUCAAACUGCUGUGUUCGUCUGCCGCUUUCCUCCAGCCUCCCCCCCACACCUCCCUACUUUUCCUGCCCCUCUCUAUUUAUGAAAACGUCACUUCAAGUCCCUCCCUGUUUGAAUCUCAUUAGUUCCUUGUGUGUUUCUCCCUGUCAAUAAUCCCGAAUCCAGACUCUCUCUAUUUCCAUCCCUCUCUAGCUGUCAAUCAGCGCCGCCUUUGAACUGAAAACCACUCCGACCAACUUCAACUCACUCAAUCCGAGCGGCUCGGCUCCGUCUACGGCUUCUUUUUCUGCCAAGAUUCCCCCCUUUCCUUUCCUUUUUUUUUUUUUAGUUUUGUACUAAUCGCCAGUCCUUGGGAAACGCCAGGGCAGACCCUAAACUCGAACUCGGAUUCGGGAUCACAAGAGAUCAAGGGUUUAAAACUUUGUGUUUUGGCCCCCCAACACUGCUCGGGAGAAAAUGCCGCAGCUGAACGGCGGUGGAGGGGACGAUCUGGGUGCGAACGAUGAAAUGAUUUCCUUCAAAGACGAAGGAGAACAGGAGGAGAAAAUUUCAGAGAACUCCUCUGCAGAAAGGGAUUUAGCAGAUGUCAAGUCUUCGCUCGUAAACGAGUCAGAAACGAAUCAAAACAGCUCGUCGGAUUCGGAGGCGGAAAGACGGCCUCCGCCUAGAGCCGAAACUUUCAGAGACAAAACAAGAGAAAGUUUAGAGGAGGCUGCGAAAAGGCAAGAUGGAGGGCUGUUCAAGAGCCCCCCGUACCCGGGCUAUCCAUUUAUAAUGAUCCCCGACCUGACCAGCCCCUACCUCUCCAACGGAUCUCUCUCACCGACGGCGCGCACAUAUCUACAGAUGAAAUGGCCACUGCUAGAUGUUCAAGCAGGAAGUCUUCAAAGUAGGCAAGCACUUAAAGAUGCCAGGUCCCCUUCUCCAGCACACAUCGUUUCGAAUAAGGUCCCAGUGGUACAGCACCCUCAUCAUGUGCACCCGCUUACACCUCUGAUCACCUACAGCAAUGAACACUUCACACCGGGGAACCCUCCUCCACACCUACAGACAGACGUGGAUCCCAAAACAGGAAUCCCGAGGCAUCCGCAUCCUCCAGAUAUAUCUCCGUACUACCCUCUGUCUCCUGGCACUGUAGGCCAGAUCCCCCAUCCGCUAGGAUGGUUAGUACCACAGCAAGGUCAACCGGUUUACCCAAUCACAACGGGAGGUUUUAGACACCCCUACCCAACUGCCCUCACUGUCAACGCUUCCAUGUCAAGUCUUCUCUCCUCCAGAUUCCCUCCCCACAUGUUGCCCCCCCACCACAGUUUGCACACCACGGGCAUCCCGCACCCUGCCAUAGUCACGCCUAACGUCAAACAGGAGUCUUCUCACAGUGACAUCAGCACACUCAACAGCUCGAAACAUCAGGACCAGAAAAAGGAGGAUGAAAAAAAGAAGCCGCACAUAAAGAAGCCUCUGAACGCAUUCAUGUUGUACAUGAAGGAGAUGAGGGCCAAAGUAGUGGCAGAAUGCACACUGAAAGAGAGCGCAGCUAUCAAUCAAAUCCUGGGCCGAAGGUGGCAUGCACUGUCACGAGAGGAGCAGGCCAAAUACUACGAAUUGGCCAGGAAAGAACGACAGCUACACAUGCAGCUCUACCCCGGCUGGUCAGCACGAGACAACUAUGCUGCUAACCAACAGGGGAAAAAGAAGAAGAGAAAAAGGGAAAAGCAGCAGGCAGAUGGCAAUGAACACAGAGAAUAUUUUCCAAAUCCUUGCCUUUCACUCCCUCCGAUUACAGACCUGAGUGCCCCUAAGAAGUGUCGUGCACGCUUUGGGCUCGAUCAGCAGAAUAACUGGUGUGGCCCCUGCAGGAGAAAAAAGAAGUGCAUUCGCUACAUUCAAGGUGAAGGCAGCUGUGUCAGUCCUCCCUCUUCGGAUGGAAGCUUACUAGAGUCGCCCCCAUCCUCCCCCUCCAUGGUCCCCAAUUCUCCGCCCUCGAAAGAGUCCAAAUCACAGACUGAACAAAUGCAACCUCUUUCACUGACUAUGAAACCGGGCCCUCUGGUCUCAUCCUCACAUCACCAACACCACCACCUGUCUAUGGUCCCGCCUCCGCCCUUAGCUCUGCUGGACAACUCAGGGGCAGGCAAAACCCCAGGCCCCGCCCACAAUGGCUCCUUGGACCCUUCAGACGUGUCUUCGUCGCGCCCCUCAGGCUCCUCCUCCUCCCAGCCUACAUCAGCGUGCCAUUCCCAUUCUCUGUUGCCCAGCUCUGCCCCAACGCAACCGCUUUCGCUCGUAACCAAGUCAAUAGACUAGGCUAAACUGGCUCCGAUUUACCAGCUUUCAACUCCUCCCUUCUGUCUGCUGACACUCAAGUUUUUUUUCCCUUUUUUUCCUUUUUCUGUCACAUGUGGCUUUGGAAAUUAGUAAAUUCUUUUAUCAAAGUUCAUUGGUCAAUAUUUGACCUGUCAUUAUCUAAAAUAAAUGGAACUAUUAUACUAAUAAUAAUUUUGAUGAUAAAGUAAAUUGAGUUGUAGAGUAUAGAUAUAUAAGUCUGCCUAAAUGUAAGACUUUUUUUUUUUUUUUUUUUACUGUGCAACAAAAAAAAAGCCUGUUAUGUAAACUGACAUAGACAUGUUAAAAGACAGAUAUAAAAGUAGUCUAGGUGAGGAUUCAGUGAGCCCUUUUCUUAAAGUUGGUUCUUCUUCAUUAUUUGUAUUAAAUACGAGCUUGCGAACCAAUCAUUUGACACCUGUUCAAAACAUGGAGGGCACGAGGACCGUGGAGACACCCUUCUCCAGCUGAGGAACAACUAUAAUUGUGAUGUUACUUGUUCUUGUUUAAAUGUACAGAAAUAUUUGGGGGGUUACUGUGUUAAUAUGCAUUGUUCCAUUGCGUUGUCUAUUUUAUUUUUUUGUCAUUGUUUACCGUGGGAGGGUGGUUGAGGUGGGUUGGGGUGGGUGCUCUCAGUUGGAGGAAUGUUUGGGCGACUGUUGUAAGGGUGGGUGUGUGGGAGGGUUUUGGGGGGGAUUGUGGUAUACAAUACAAAAUUUCACAACGCUAGGACCAGUAGUAUUUAUUGCUUUAGAGAUUGCUUGUUGUAUCCUGUAUAUUGUCCCUUUUUGAAAUAUUUGUUUUUCUUAAUACAUUGUACAAAAUAUUCUUCUUUUUUUUUUAAGUAAGCAACUCAUAUAUAUAUAUAUAUAUAUAUAUAUAUAUAUAUAUAUAUAUAUAUAUAUAUAUAUAUAUGAUCCAUUUGUACAAGGAGGUUUUGAAGUUAAAUUGUCUUGUUUGGACAUUUUUUUUUGUUUUUUUUUUUUGUUUUUUGUUUUUUUUGCCGAAGACCAGAGUUUCACCAACACAGUGUAGAUUCUCCAGAACAGAUGUAUGCACAACUUAAUAAAAAAAUUAAUAAAACAUAUUUAAAAGCCAUUUUUCAAUAGGAGAAAAGAAAACUUGAAAUGGGGAUAGUAAAUACUGUCUGUUAAGUAAUUGGUUUUCAUCAUCUAAAGCCCAUCCUUUUUCUUUUUUUUUUUUUUUUUUUUUUCUUUAAUUUAUCUCCACUGGACUGUAGAAUUGUGUACAGAUUUUCUGUGCCCGAAAUUGUGCAAAUUUUCACUCCCCUUUUACAAUGCUGUAGGCUGUCAGGUUUAAUUUUUUUGGUUGGUUGUUUUUUUUUUCUUUUUUUUUUCUUUCACAUUUUCUUUUUUCUCAACCAUACUUUGCUGUGAUGUUACAUAGAUUGCUAUGUAUGUAGUAUAAAUGUUGCUAUAACAAAUGUGUUUGGUAGCAGAUUGUCAAAUAUUAAAAUUUAAACUUAAUAAAAGACGGACAUCAUCAUACUGUAUAAAAACCCUCAAGGGCCAAAUGAUGUAUAUUAGGAGGUUCAUAAAAAAACUAUUAAAUAACACAAAAAACACACAAACUGCCACUUUUAAGUACACUACUACAUAUAGGUAGAUAGAAAAAAUAGGCAUGUUGAUGUUGCAAGAAGCUGUAAAAAAGCUACAAGAGAAUCAUCCAUUCGGUGCCAUUGUAGUUGACAUGAUGCGACUGUAAGCCGUCAAUCUCUUCUCUGGUUUAUUAAGAUGCUAAUGAUGAAUAGUUUGAAUGUUUCCUUAACGGCUGUGAUGUUCCUGUUCUAUUUUAUGCUCUUAGCUUUUAUUUUUGUUUGCUUUCUUUUAUUUUUGUUCUUGAUUUUCUUUCUUUUUUUAUUUAGUUAUUUGAAAUGGUUCCCAGACCAUGUUUUUGUAAUGAAUAAAUGUUUAUGCUGUACAGUCUCUGUAGCAUGCAGUUCUGUAUUAAUAAAAGCGACUUAGUAUGUGCA
Silurus meridionalis is the source of this 4353-nucleotide messenger RNA. RefSeq names its product transcription factor 7 like 2 (gene tcf7l2). Lineage: Eukaryota; Metazoa; Chordata; Actinopteri; Siluriformes; Siluridae. Gene Ontology annotation, biological process: regulation of transcription by RNA polymerase II; canonical Wnt signaling pathway. Gene Ontology annotation, molecular function: DNA-binding transcription factor activity, RNA polymerase II-specific; RNA polymerase II cis-regulatory region sequence-specific DNA binding. Gene Ontology annotation, cellular component: beta-catenin-TCF complex; catenin-TCF7L2 complex. The record is from RefSeq and is a predicted model, not a curated record. The coding region runs from base 492 to 2342 and encodes 616 amino acids. The transcript is spliced from 14 exons.